Messenger RNA from Anthostomella pinea, 1551 nucleotides. The record is from the annotation of a GenBank genome assembly. Lineage: Eukaryota; Fungi; Ascomycota; Sordariomycetes; Xylariales; Xylariaceae.
AUGUCGGGCUCCGUACCUACAGUCAAUGCUCUGCAGGACAUCUACACGAAGCAGUCCCUUGGUGACCAAGGGGUACGGUGGAACAAGCUGCUUGAGAAGUUCCAGGCUACCUAUGGCCGACCGGCGCAGUUCGUGUCGCGAUCGCCGGGUCGCGUGAACAUAAUCGGCGAGCACAUCGACUACUCCCUGUACUCGUGCCUGCCCAUGGGCAUGACCCACGAUGUCAUCCUCGCCGUCUCCACUGACCGCGAGCCAUCCCAAGACGGCACCUACAAGCUCAAGCUCGCAAACACCGACGAACAGCGCUUCGCGACCCGCGAAUUCGACGUUCCCUUCUCCGAGGUCGAGAUCGAUGCGACACAGCAUGAGUGGACAAACUACUUCAAGGCGGGAUUGAGGGGAGCGCUGCAAUUGUUGAGGAAGAAACAUGGUGACGAUUUCAAGCCGAAGAGCAUGCAGGUACUGAUGGACGGGACCGUCCCGGCUGGUGGUGGCCUCAGUUCGAGCGCCGCCUUUGUGAGUGCCAGCGCUCUCGCUGUCAUGAUCGCGAACGGAGAGAAGGACGUGGACAAGAAAGACUUGACCGAGGUUGCUAUCGUGAGCGAGCGAGCUGUGGGUGUUAACUCUGGAGGUAUGGACCAGUCGGCCUCGAUCUUCUCGGAAAAGGGCUCAGCACUGCUGGUCUCCUUCGUUCCAUCUCUGUCCGCACGACCAGUCUUCUUUCCAAAGACGGAUCCCGAACUGUGCUUCAUGGUCGCGCAAUCCUACGUUACCUCGAACAAGCAAGUUACUGGACCGAUUCACUACAACCUCCGCGUUGUCGAAUGCAGCAUGGCAGCUGCAUAUCUGAAUGCCAAACUCUGCCCGUCAGGGACUGAACUCCCCAAAGACGCUGGGCCUCUGGGAGUUUCGAUACGUGGCUUUCACGAGAAUUACUUCAAAGACACCAAGAAGUCAAUGCCUGGGCAGCUCACAAAAUUGAUCGAGUUGACCAAGUCAACUUUGACUCAGGAGGAAGGAUAUACAACUGAAGAAGUAGCCUCUGGCAUCGGCAUCACAACUGAUGAAGUGAUAGCCCGUUUCAUGUCAAGUUUUCCCGUGCGAGGCGAACGCUUCAAGCUUCGCCAACGGGCGCUACAUGUCUUCACAGAAGCUCUGCGCGUCCUGCAGUUCCUGUCUCUUCUAGAAGACACAUCACAGGCUCCUUCAUCUGACAACACGGUCGAGUUCAACGCCAAGCUUGGAAAGCUAAUGAACGAAACACAAGACUCGUGCCGGGAGCUUUACGAGUGCAGUUGUCCCGAGAUUGACGAAAUGUGCACGAUCGCCCGGGAGGCCGGUGGCUACGGUAGCCGCUUGACUGGCGCCGGCUGGGGAGGCUGCAGCGUACACUUGGUGCCUGCUGACAAGGUGGAAGACAUCAGGAAGGCGCUGGUAGAGAAGUACUACUCCAAGAGGAAAUUCAGUGCCAAGGAGAUGGAGGCAGCCAUCGUUGUCAGUCGGCCAAUGAAUGGGAGCGCAGUCUACAAGGUUGUUGACGGGAAGGUAUGA